Molecule: messenger RNA, 1296 nt
Organism: Penicillium vulpinum
Lineage: Eukaryota; Fungi; Ascomycota; Eurotiomycetes; Eurotiales; Aspergillaceae
Exons: 4
Coding region: 1-1296 (431 amino acids)
Molecular function (GO): metallopeptidase activity
Source: RefSeq, a predicted model, not a curated record
AUGGUUCGCCUUGCUCUUACAAUCUUCUUGCUGCCAUGCUACACUUUAGCUGCGCCACCUGCUGAUUUUCCAGGCGACGAGACUCCUUACCGAGUGACUCCAACUGGCACUGUAUCACCUGAUUAUUUUUUUGGAACGUUCCUCUAUAAAUAUCUUGACUGCAACAAAAACUUCGGCCCGGGAGCUAAGGACAAAAUUGACGAGGCCUAUCAUGAUGCAUGGCUGAUAUCCAACACUGCAGGAGUGGCGUCAGGCAUCAAUUGGAACAGCGCAGCUGCAAUGGAGUUUCUGGGUCCCUCAGGGCUGAACCAAGCGCAGCAACCUCAAAUACAGGCGGUCUUCGCAAAUACGGCAACGGUCAUCAAUGGCCACAAAAGUCCUUUCCAGCAUUUUAUCAAGAUUCGAUGUGAUGAUCCAGAAAAGUUAUGCCAAAACCAGCCCGAUCAAGAUCCGUAUCAACCUAACCCAUUAAACUCAGGCGAUCCGCCAAAGCCAACACCACUUUCAUAUUCGAGGAACUCUGACCCAGAUAAUCCCGAUACUCCGAUGAUCAAUUUUUGCGGCGGCUUUUUUGCUCGCAGAAGUCUGGCAGAUGCAAUCACAUACGGAAUGGCUCUAGCUAGCCCAGACAACUUCAACCUUGCAAACUAUGAUAAUAGAGCACAAGCAUUUUUGCAUGGGUUAUAUCAUUUAGAUCUGGCUGCGAACUCUCCAGACCCUAACCCUCGUGUCUACGAUCUCCGGAUUGACAUCAAAUUGGGUGCUCAUGGUAGGAUCUAUACGACUGAUGUAUACGGUCCCUUCAAUUGUAAAGUAUUAGCCCGUUGGCUAGGUCGAGAUCCAGGAUCGCACUUUGUCGGAUACUAUAUCCAGCGAAACUCCGACAGUCUGGUAUAUUACGCAUUUGCUAAGUACUUGAUGUCGAAAAAUGGCAACGUAUAUCCUCACCUACCCAUUGUUACACCUGGAAUCGCCGGACCUUUCUAUCCGCCAUACCGUCCGGAUUCACUCGCCGUAUUCGUUACAGAAGGCAGCAACUUCUACUUGAAUACUACCGACGAUCUUACGAUUUGGGAUUCCUCCCCUGGUGGAAACUAUCCAAGUUGUUCUAGCGAUAAAAACGGGAGCGAAUCCAGCUCUCCCCUAACUAUCGAUGGAUUUGCUCCAGCUUCCGCCUACCCAGAUGACUAUAAUAGCCAGGUGUCGACUUGGAUAGAGGCCCUGCGCUCGACAGAUGGGAAUUCGAAUCUAGGUUGGGGAGGGGACGCCGGCCAGCAGAUCGCUAUGGCGUCGUAA